Messenger RNA from Chara braunii, 584 nucleotides. The record is from the annotation of a GenBank genome assembly. Lineage: Eukaryota; Viridiplantae; Streptophyta; Charophyceae; Charales; Characeae.
CGACUAAGUCCGCAAGGGGAUCUUCUUCUAAGAAGACUGACACCGAUUAUGUAAUGGAAGAGAAGGAUGGACAUAGGAUUGAAGGAGAGGAAGUCAUACUUUCGCCGCGCAAGCGUGGAACCCGGAAGUUCACUAUGAAGAGCACCCUGGACGAUAUCAAUACAGUGAAGCCUCUCAGACGGGCGCUUAGGCAACCGAUGCAGUGCACGAUACUUGAGUACUUGGCGGCCUCGAGACCUGCGCGGGAUGAGCUACAGAUGAUCAUGCGCAAGACGCACAUUCUUUUGGGAGACGAAGUCCAGAUGACUUCCAAACCAGAGGUUCCCUCUGUGGCGGUAUCGGGAGUGUGCGCAAAGGCAGAAUGCGCAGCGAUAGUGUAUUUAGAUGGGAUGGAAGGUGUGCCUCCUGACAAGUUUUACAUUUUAGGGAGUGGGACAAUGGAGACCAUUCUCAAUUACGAGGUAGUCCUCCAUGGGGUGAUUGAUAAUGGCAGCGAAGCUGUCAUCAUAGAUGAGGACUCGCUAUGCGAUUAGGGUUGGACCUCGACAGGUCUUACCUGUUCGAGAUAAAGACAACCGAUGGAA